This is a messenger RNA of Lactuca saligna, 282 nucleotides long. The record is from the annotation of a GenBank genome assembly. Lineage: Eukaryota; Viridiplantae; Streptophyta; Magnoliopsida; Asterales; Asteraceae.
AUGAAUCUCAAGAUGGUUGAACUAAAAUUGGAGAUGACGAAAGAGCUUUCGAAGAUUGAGAAAAAUAGUUCUGACUUACAUGGGAAAGUGAAUGUUCUUGGUGAUGCUCUGGCGAAGUCAGUUGAAUACAAUACAAUUUAUUCAACUACACUUGAUGAGAAGUCACCAAAGGAUUCCAAGGUGUUUUCUCAAUUAGAGGAAUUCUUCACUGGUGUCAAGGACUCCAUUACGAAUGUUGCUAUUUCGUAUAAAUCUUAUGUUUCUCUAGAAUCAAUCUUGUAG